Messenger RNA from Labeo rohita (rohu), 1501 nucleotides. RefSeq names its product PHD finger protein 11-like. Gene Ontology annotation, molecular function: histone binding; histone deacetylase binding. The coding region runs from base 477 to 1331 and encodes 284 amino acids. Gene Ontology annotation, cellular component: nucleus. The transcript is spliced from 10 exons. NCBI's taxonomy places the organism in Eukaryota, Metazoa, Chordata, Actinopteri, Cypriniformes, Cyprinidae. The record is from RefSeq and is a predicted model, not a curated record.
UGUCAAUGGAGAAAAUGCUUUUUAGAAACAACCAUCUACCAGCAGGGGUCAUACUAACCCGCCAAAAACAAAAAGUUAGUGCCAAAAGUAACCAUCCAACUGACGAAUCUACAAUGUAAUAUGAAGAACUUUUUGUGUUUGCAAAGUAUUGCGAAUAUCAAAUAUUUUGACCCAUCCAUAGUCGGAGUCAAGUCCGAGUAGAAAAUGCAUCCGAGUUCUUGACAAGUGUAACCAUAACACAUUAGUAUGUAGAAAAUUAGCAGGAAUAGCACAUGGUUAAAUUAAAAGUAACACAGAAUGUGCUGUCCUUAUCUAGAAACAGGCGUAUUUAAAAAAAUAACUCAGGUUGUGGUGUUUUCAACACAUCCUUUUUAAGAGCGCGCCUUCUACGCAUCAAAAUGAAAUCGAAACUUAAUGCCACUGAAGGAACGAUGCAAUGAAAACGUGAAUCAUCUUUGAAUGUCAUCAAGUUCGACAUGGCAUCGGGAUCUCACUAUAAAAUUAUUUGUGCACUUUGCAAGAAAUCAGACGAAACUAAAAUCACCGGGCCUCUCUCGUCUAAAGGGAGCAUCUCCGCACACCGGAACUGUUUAUUGUUUGCAUCAGGGAUCUACUGUAAGAAGUCGCCCAUCUUUGACGACCUGUUUGGGUUUGAAGUAGAAGAUGUAAAGAAAGAGCUGAAGAGAGGAAGAAGACUAUCUUGCCACCUCUGUAAAAAGAUCGGUGCCACAGCAGGAUGUGAUGUAAGGCGUUGUAAACGCUCGUACCAUUAUCCCUGCGCCAUUGAGGGUCAUGCCAGAACCACUGAAGACCCUUCUAAAGGCAGAUAUGUACUGUUCUGUAAAUUACAUGAUCCAGAAUCCAAAAAACCAAGAUCGGCAGGCGGUAAAAGACCUGACCUGAAAAGGCCUGAAAGGAGAGAUUCUAAUUCAUCUACAGGGUCAUCACAGGGGAGGGAGUCACCUGUUGUCUUAGAUUCUGCAGGGGUUUCUACAUCACCAGGCUGUCCCGUUGCAGCAGAUGCUUCUGAUGUGAGUAACACAAUGAACUUCCAGUCCAGUGCUGCCCUAUUUUGGUCCAGAUGUAAUGAGGUCGGGUGGACUAAAGAAAUCUUCUCAGAUCUUGUGUCUCAGCUGAACAGCGUAGGAGAAAGAGUGCAGUCAAAGGAAGCCAGCCAGCAAGAAUAUGAUGUUGCUCUCAAAGUAUUGGGGGUAUCUGGACAGCUGCCCUGCAUUGUUUCUCAGCUGGAACAAGACCUGGAGAAAGAGGAACAGGAUUUGCAGAGGAAAAAAGCAACACUGAGACAUGCCAAAGCUGUACUAGGUGUUUAAUUUUACGUUUGUUUUAAUGUCCAGAACAUUUCUGCAGCUUGCAUAUGUUAUAUGUUAUUUUUUUAAUGAAGGUUUACAGUACAUCACUGACAGAAAUCUUGUGAAAUAUGUCUGUAUAUAUCUUUUUGAUAUGAUCAUUCUUCUGUUCUCAUUUUCUAAAUAAACAAAAC